AUGAUGAGUGAUGAAGGGCCACUGUUAGUGUACUACAACUACCACUCAGUACCAAUUUCACAAGAAAAGAUUGAAAGUCUCAUUAAACAUGUAGUGGUCAAAUUAUCGGCCGAAUUCGACAAGUUCUAUUUUUGUUGCGAUGUUCGAGCAACACCCAAAGACAUUACCGACUAUGCGGAACACUUUCAGCACGGAGAAAUAGCUCAUAUGUCACUAUCAAGCGAGGGUUCAAUCGAAGAGGCCCUCUGUCAACGAAUGGUCUGGCAUGCCUCUACCAUCAACGGAGCACCAGGCCUCAUUGCCCUGGUUUCCGACGCUGGAAACUAUGGUCCAACACUAACAGCGCUGGCUCGAGGUGGUUGGCGAAUAGCGAUAUUUCAUCCACCUGAGACCAGCUCGACGUUUCUCGACUACGCCGACGAGGCCUUCGCACUUCCGAUACAUCGUGAACAGAUUGAAGAGCAAGGUGUCGCUAACAUACCAUAUGUGUUGAACUUCCCGACGUUACAACCGCCCGCCCGAGAAGACUGCGCCAUUACAGCCAUGGCACAAGAUCUCAGACAGAAGACCAUGCGCCUUCCCUGGCCAUCUAAAGUUGCACCCAUUCGACCGGUAGAUUCCGACCUCGAUGGAGGUUGUUGA
Cooperia oncophora is the source of this 642-nucleotide messenger RNA. The record is from the annotation of a GenBank genome assembly. NCBI's taxonomy places the organism in Eukaryota, Metazoa, Nematoda, Chromadorea, Rhabditida, Trichostrongylidae.